Colletotrichum acutatum is the source of this 1672-nucleotide messenger RNA. RefSeq lists its product as uncharacterized. The coding region runs from base 217 to 1428 and encodes 403 amino acids. The record is from RefSeq and is a predicted model, not a curated record. The transcript is spliced from 4 exons. Gene Ontology annotation, biological process: regulation of DNA-templated transcription. NCBI's taxonomy places the organism in Eukaryota, Fungi, Ascomycota, Sordariomycetes, Glomerellales, Glomerellaceae. Gene Ontology annotation, molecular function: zinc ion binding; DNA-binding transcription factor activity, RNA polymerase II-specific.
AAGCUUCGUCUUCAGAGACAAUCUUCCAUCUAACCCCAUCAUCCGGUUUACAUCAAAUUCAUAUUGAAAAUCGCCUCGAAAGAGAGCUUUCUAUCAAGCAAGCAUUCAGCAGACCUGGGAAACAAUCCGGUCUUAGUUACUACAGGGAUCCGAUCCCCCGUCACCAUAUCUUCUAUAUUCCGCCGCAUACCUUCCGUAGCCAACACUAUCAACGCAAUGUCCGGCGUGAUACGAAACCAGCCUACCGCUGCCUUCCAGGGUUUCUCCAUCUCUCAGCCCUUCCUCGGCGCGUCUUUGCAGUUCUACCCUGAGAUGGGUACCCAGGAACUCGACGACCUUGUCAACGCCUACCUCCCCGGCUCUGCCUCCAUCCAGGAGAAGCGUGCCACCGUCUCUAUGGACUUCUUUGCAUUCUCUCAGCUCACUGGAGAGACCUUCAAGUACUAUCCCGUUGCCAGCGACUCCAGCAGCUCCGCCGUCUCCUCUGCCGGAUCUAGCCCCAUGCAGAACUCCAGCAGCAGCUCCAACUUUGUCUCCCCUGUCAUUUCUGACUGGUCUUGGUCUCAGUCCACACCCAGCUCAGCCUCUGCUUCUACUCCCACGUCCGUCAGCCAGGAAUCCGUGUAUUCCAAGUCAUCCAGGAGGGCUGCAUCUUCUGCGACAAAGCCCCAGGCCAACGACUUCUCCCAUCUCCCUGGGAUGAAGAUCAUGACAAAGGAUGGUCGCGAUGUCACAAACUCUGCUUCUCGCGGUUGCAAGACCAAGGAGCAGCGUGAUCAUGCGCAUCUGAUGCGCAUCAUCAAGGCAUGCGACGCCUGCAAGAAGAAGAAGGUCAGAUGCGACCCUAGCCACAAGAAGCGCACCACCACACAGGCUCAGGGUAUUGCUGCCGCUCCAGCGCGGUCGGCGAAGAAGGCCAAGACGUCGAAGAGGGAUUCGCCAGUGGCAGCCGAAAGGUCACCACAACCAAGCACAUCAUUUUCAACACCAGCAUUAUUUACAGAGUCCUCAUUCGCAGAUCUCGACAUGCUCAAUAUGGUAGAUUCUUGGGAGUCCCUCGUCCAGUUCGACGACGAGCCCGCCAACGUCGCUCCUUUCGAGUACGACUUCUUCUUCGACCCCGCGGGACAUCUCACUCCCGAGUCAAGCCAGUCUCCCAUUACUCCCUCGAUGGUCUUCAGCCAGUCUCAGAACGGCUUCGAUGGCCUUCAAAACGUGGUUGCCAGCAAGCCAUUCCCCGACGAGCUCGAUGUUCGGCCACCGGCGCUUCCUUACCUGGACUCUUCCCCGCGUAUCAGCAACUACGUCGACUUCAGCCUCUACUCACCCGAGCCAAGCUUCUUGGAUGACGAUGUUGCACUACUCAGUGACAUUGGUACUACUACUACCAAGAUGAUUACUCGGCAGACGAUAGCGGAGUCCCGGUAAGCGGAACUGCACUGGGAGGAACCAGCGCCGUGGUCCGUCGUCACCGGCACCGUCCAUCGUCGGUAGCCGUACAUGCUGGAGUACCGGGCGCUUCAAUGUCUGAGUCUCAAUUGAGCCUAUCCGACGUCAAUGCAACAACAUCCCGCAGUGUACGCUCACAACGACUUGCGGACACAGCCCUGCAACCAAGCUCGCUACAAUUACUACCACUGCCACAUGCCACGUCUCGCUCUGCUGUUGAUCU